UCCACCAGCCUGGACUGUUGACACAAGGCAGGUUGGAUCAAUGAUUCAUGCUGCUUGUGUCAAAUUCUGACCCCACCAUCUGUGUGCCUCAGCAGAAAUCAAGAUUCAUCAGACCAGGCUACGUUUUUCCAGUCUUCAACUGUCUAGUUUUGGUGAGCCUGUGCCCACUGCAGCCUCAGCUUUCUGUUCUUGGGUGAUAGAAGUGGACGCUGACUUGGCCUUCUAAUGUUGUAGCCCAUUUGCCUCAAGCUUCGACGUGUUGUGCUUUCUGAGAUGCUUUUCUGCUCACCACAAUUGUACAGAGUUGUGGUGUCCAAUUAUCUGAGUUACUGUAGCCUUUCUAUCAGCUUGAACCAGUCUGGCCAUUCUCCACUGAUCUCUCUCAUCAACAAGGUGUUUCCGUCCACAGAACUGCCACUCACAUUUGAGUUGCAUGUUCUCACUGCACAUAUACUCCGUCUGGCUGUGAGGUCUGCUCGGAUUUCUACUACAUCGAGGAAGUGUUGAAUACGGAACCUUUCUAAAUGUCGCGGCUUGUGAGAGUAGUAUUAUUCGGGAUGAUGCAGAGCCAGGAGCUUUGACUCCACUGCUUUAGGUCUAGCCAUAGAGAAGAAGGGAAGAAUAAAGGAAGAAUGGAGCAGGCACAUAGCCUGCUGCUGAAUGAGGAUGUCUGCAGCAUACUGGGUGAGCAGCAGAGGGCCGAAUUUGUCUUCGAAUGGCUGCGCUUUCUGAAGAAGCUGCUGUCUGCUGCUGAACGGGUGGAUGUGAAGCAGAGCCAGAAGCGACUGAUGGAGCAGCUGAUGGCUGUUCUGACCAGUUCUCCUGGCCCCUCCACACGCUAUCUCUUAGCUCACUGUGUGGCCCUGGUCUAUCGCAUAGGCGAAUCACUUACCUCCAGCCUCACUGUGGACCGCUGCCAUAACAUCAUCAAGAGCAAGGAUGACUCACCCAGCUUCCUCCCCACUCGCCUGGCAGCUGUGGCCUGUCUGGGUGCGAUGUAUGAGCAGCUCGGCCGUCUUCUCAUCAGCUCCUUUAAGGAGACAGUGGCAAAUCUUCUGAAAGCCAUGAAGAGCUCUGAGUCUCAGGGGCGCUACGAGAUCAUGCUGUGUAUAGAGAAGAUCCUGAAGGGUCUGGGGGUGAGUGCAAUGCCCUGUCACAGAGACAUCUACAAAGCCACACGCUCCUGCCUCACUGACCGCUCCAUGGCAGUUCGCUGUGCUGCCGCUAAGUGCCUGUUGGAGCUGCAGAGAGAAGCUGUAUUCCUGUGGUCCACAGAGCUGGAGAACAUGGCCUCACUGUGCUUCAGAGCAUUUGAGGGCUCCAACUAUGACGUGCGUGUCACCGUCUCCAGACUGCUGGGCACUUUGUUAGCCUCAGCACUUGAGCCUAAACAAGCCAUAGCUCCCCGGCCAGGUUUGAAGCAUAGUUGUUUAGAAGAGGUGACAGAACUGGUGUCCAAUGGCUUCCUACAACGUGGAGCAGGUUUCCUGCGUGUCAGUGGGGACAUGCUGAAGGGUACCAGCUCAGUGAAUGGAGACAUACGUGUGGGCAUCACACAGGCAUGUGUGGUGUUUAUCUCCACUCUGGGUGGGACAUGGUUGGAAGCACAUUUCUCCACCCUGCUAUCUCUGCUCAUGGAGCUGGUGUGUGACCCACGGGUCAGUCAGAAUCUGGCUGAAGCUGUCUAUUGCCGACACUGUGUCUCUUACAUCCUGAGAGCCUCUGUAGGCAGCCUACUGGGAGAGAAAGCUCAGAUAGCGGUGGCCAAGGAGCUCUGCCUGGCCAUUAGCAAACAGAAGAAGGCUGUAGAUGCAGGGGGGGAUGUGGAGAUGCAAGUAAGAAGCACAGCUAUGGCAGCCAGUCAGCACAUGCUGGUGUGUGUCCUCCUGGAGCUUGGCAGUGUGUUGCAAGACCUGGGGUCCACCGCUGCACCGCUGCUGCACGACACCAGCAUAGGAAUGUUGGAUACCGUGAUCUCUGUGCUCCUUCACCCCAGCUUAUCUGCACGCCUGGCAGCUGCCUGGUGCCUGCGCUGCAUAGCUGUUGCGCUGCCCGCUCAGCUGGUUGUGUUGCUCGACCGCUGUUCAGAGAGACUUAAUGCAUUGAAGUGUUGCCCUGAGGCCGUAGCUGGGUAUAGUGCUGCAAUUGCUGCCCUGCUGGGUGCUGUACAACACUGCCCACUGGGAAUACCACAUUCUAAAGGCAAGGUGGUGAUGGGCCUGGCUGAAGAUUUAUUGCGCUCUGCUGCCCAGAAUAGUAAAAUCUCCAUCCAGCGAACUCAGGGAGGCUGGCUACUACUCAGUGCACUCAACAUCUUGGGACCCGCAGUAGUGAAACAUCACCUUCCCAGAAUGCUGCUGCUGUGGAAAUGUGCCUUUCCUCAGUCUGUUAAGGAGCUGGAGAGUGAACUUAGGCGUGGAGAUGCGUUUACAUGGCAGGUGGCACUGGAAGGCCGUGCAGGAGCACUGUUUGCAAUAAAGAAUCUAGUGAUUCACUGCAGAGAUCACCUCAGCGAUGAUGUCACUAGUCGACUGCUCCCUCUCCUCUCAUGUGCUGUGGCCCUGCUGACUCUGUUGCCUUCUCUAAUGAAAUCCUACGGGAAACAGAUCAAAAAUGCAGUGUGUGUUUUCCAAAUGAGAGUGUAUGAAGUCCUUGCACUGUUGCCCCCUAAAACCUAUGAAGAGAGCUUUGGCACUGUGUUGAAACAACUGGUGAAUGACCUCACGGAUCCGGAGAACACAACAUGUGCUGAGGUCAGCCUACUGCGGCCACUGUGCCACGGCUCGGACCUUUCUUUGCUGGGUCCGGCUCUGCAUGACAUGGACCAGCCCUACAUCGAGGAGCAGCUACAUGGAGGCAGGAUGGGAGGAGGAACAUUAGAGUAUGACCCUUUCACCAUAUGUGAGAAAUCUCAGGAGGCACCCAAACCCCUUCCCCCAGCUGAUGCUCUCAUCAUUCAUUCAGUCCAGCUGUUUGGAGUAAUUUUUCUCCAUUUGACAGUCCAUCAGAGAGUUCAGAUCCUGGAGCAGUUCUGUGAGUGUGUGAGGCAGCUGAAGGGCACUCGGCAACAGAUGGUCCAAAUCCACGUAACAGCUGCUUUUUGUAGCAGUCUGAAGUGCUUUGCAUUGGGUGAUGUAACACUUGGUCCAGAGGAGGUGCAGAAGCCCGCACUCUCUCUCUUACUCGGAGCGCUGGAGAGCUCUAACUCUCUACUGCGAUGUGUGGCUGCUGAGGGUUUAGCCCGAUUAGCACAGGUUCUCAGUGACCACAAUGUAACAGUCACCCUCAGCCUGAUGAGCUUUGAUAAGCUGAAAGCAGCAAGAGAAGCUGUUUUGCGGACCGGACAUGCCCUGUUGCUGGGGGCACUCUAUCGCUACCAGGGAGGCAUUAGUUCAGCCAAAAACCUCAGUGCUUAUGUGGGGGUUCUUUUCACACUCUCACAGGACAGCAGCUCGCCAGAGGUCCAGAUGUGCGCUCUCCAUUCUUUGGCCAUGGUGGUGGACCAGGCUGGACCUCUGUACCAUAGUCACAUGGAGGCCAGUUUGACUCUAAUUUUGCGCCUGCUUCUCACCACACCACACACUCAUGUGGAGGUGCAGCAGAGUCUUGGGCGCUGCCUCAUUGCACUCAUCACAUCACUGGGUCCUGACUUGCAAGGUGAGGGUGUGGGUGUGUGUGCAGUUAGGAGCUCAUGUUUGCUGGCCUGUGCUAUAAUGCAGGACAGUCCAGACUGCCUGGUGCAGGCUCAGGCUAUUUCAUGCCUCCAACACUUGCACAUGUUCUCACCCCGCCACGUCGACCUGGCCAGUCUGGUACCCAGCCUCUGUGGGAUCUUGUUGGAUUAUUCUGUUUUGGUGAACCUGUGCAGCUCAUUCCUGUAUCUACGCAGGGCGGUGGUAGCGUGUUUGCGUCAGUUAGCCCAGCGAGAGGCAGUGGCGGUGUCUGAGUAUGCUGUGGCCCUGGUCAAGGAGCUGCCACGAAGAGACAACACACAGUUGGAUGUGACCAUUAAGGAGGUGGGUCUGGAGGGAGCUCUGUUUAGUCUGUUGGAUCAUGAGCGGGAUGCCCGACUCUGCCAAGACAUUGAAGAAACACUUGUCCACAUGAUGAGCUCAGCCGCUGAGAGCCAGCUGGCUCACUGGCUCAAGCUCUGCAAGGAUGUACUCUCCUCUGCCUGUUCAGACUCAGUAGUUGCUGCGCCUGUGGAGAUGAAUCAGGAAGAGGAUGCAGACAGCUAUGAUGAUGCAUCAUUCUUUACUGCCAAGUGUGUAUACAAUGGGCCCUUCAACAACUUGCGCUGGUCCAGCCGUGUAUUCGCUGUUGAGUGUGUGUGCAACAUCAUAGUGCAAUGUGAGAGUGGACACCCGGCUCACUUUGACAUGACACUGGCUCAAGAACAACGUUUGCACAAGUCCACAGAUUUCCUGGUUCUACACUUGGGUGAUCUGGUGCGCAUGGCCUUUAUGGCAGCAACAGAUCAUAGCGAGCAGCUCCGGCUGGCCGGCUUACACAUGCUUCUGCUCAUCAUCCGCAAGUUUGCAGGUGUCCCAGAACCUGAGUUCCCCGGCCAUGUCAUUCUGGAGCAGUAUCAGGCCAAUGUGGGAGCUGCUCUAAGACCAGCCUUUUGUGCAGACGCUCCUCCUAAUGUCACUGCCAAAGCCUGUCAGGUUUGCAGUGCAUGGAUGGCCAGCGGGGUUGUCAGUGACCUCCGUGACCUCAGGAGGGUUUAUCAGCUAUUGGCGUCUUCGCUAAUCAAAGUUCAGGCUAGGAGGGAUGUGCCUAAUCCUCUCUACAACGAGAGCACCUUAACUAUGGAGACACUAGCUGUUCUCAAAGCCUGGGCAGAGGUGUAUAUCAUGGCAGUGGAAAGCAGCAGGCACAGAGAGAAGCAGGACCCUUCUGAUGAUGGUGAAGCUGCAGGGCUGCUAAAACUGGUGCAGGGUGAGCUGGGCACACUGAGCUGCCUGUGGCUGGCAGCACUGCAGGACCACGCGCUGCUCACACUGCCUCCAGACUAUGCCAAGCAGCUACCUUCCACAGGUGGCUCAUUCUACACAGCCGAAGCACUGGACCAGGCACGUCAGCAUUACUGCAGCUCCUGGGCUCCAAUCCUCCAUGCCACGGCGCUCUGGCUCAACAGCAGUGAGUUUAUCAUGGCUGAUGAGGGGCCGGCCAACCUCUCCAGACCAGUCACCCCCACCACAAUGGGCCAGUCCACCACUCGGGACAGCACAAAGUCCCAAGAGGACAUCAGUGUGGAGCGUCUUCACCUCAUCCUGGGCAUCAGUGUGGAGUUUCUGUGCUCACCUCACUCUCAGAAUCAAAUGGAAAACAUCAUCUCAUGUCUUCACGCAUUGCAAGCUUUACUCGAAGUGCCUUGGCCCCGUUCCAAAGUGGGCAAUGAUCAGACACUGAGUGUGGAGCUCCUCAGAGUGCUGCAUAGGCUGAUUGUGACCCGAGAGUCUCCACAGAUUCAGCUGGCCGUGUUGGAAUUGGUGCGACAGGUGGUGUGUGCCACUCAGGAGCAUGUUAAAGAGAAACGCCACAGCGCUGAGGUGGAUGAUGGUGCAGCUGAGAAGGAGACAGUGCCUGAGUUUGGUGAGGGCCGGGACACUGGCGGCCUGGUUCCGGGAAAGUCUUUGGUGUUUGGAGCUCUGCAGCUGUGUCUUUGCACACUACUACGGAAACUUCCACAACUCAGUCCUCGACUGGCAGGCAGUCCCAGAGGACAGGGAGGUAUAGUCUCCUCCCUAAGUGACAGCGACUGCACUCUGAUCUCCUUGGCUUUAGAGAUCCUCUCAGAAUUGCCCUCCAUCUGCUCUCCUGAGGGCAGCGUAUCAGUGUUGCCCACGGUGCUCUAUCUGUUGCUUGGGGUGCUGCGGGAGUUGGUGAGGGAAUAUGGAGGAGUGGGCAAAGAGACACUGGUGCCUGGGACACUUCAAGCACUACGCACGGUCCUGUCAUCUCCCAUGAGCAGAGUGGAGAAAAGCCGCCGUGCCUGGGUCCAGCUCCUGCGCUGUGCUCUCACUACACUGCUUAUGUGCUGGAACACAGACACAACAGAAUCUGGUGUGGAUGAGAUCACUUUGCUGACAGCACUCACCAUCUUCCUGCUUUGUGCCAGUGUUGAGGUCACCAAUGUAGAGCCGCUAAAGACGUGCUGCAUCAGCAAGUUCCAGGCCGGCCUGGAGUCCAAGGACCCCAUGGUGUUGAGCCGGUGUUACCAGUUACUGGCAUCAGUGUUUCAGGGCCCAGCAGUGGUGGCAGAGUCCUUUAUCAGGGGACUGGGCACUCAGCUAGUGGCUCGGCUGCAGCAGGUGGAGAAAAACCGCCCUCAGACCACCAUCGAGCUGCAGGCCGUGCAGAAUGGCGUCAGAGCCAUGGAGGCAUUAGUGCUCGCUGCUCAGGAAACUCACCGUGCCCAGUUGGUGGCUGUGCUGUUGCCCAUCCUAGUCUCCUUCCUGGUGGAUGAAAACACUCUGGCUACGGCUCCUGAAGCCUCCUGUUCUCUGCAUGAGUCUGCUUUGCAAGACCUGAUGCGCCUCGGCCCUCAGUAUCCAGCUGUUUUUAAAGCCUCCAUGGCCUCGGCACCACACAUGAAGGCUCGACUUGAGGCGGCCAUCAAGGGCAACCAAGAAAUUGUAAGCACCAAGGCCAUAUCGACUCGGGUGCCCAACAUGAGCCAGGUGCCCAGCAUCAAACUGAAGACCAACUUUCUGUGAAAACAGGGCAUUAUUGUGAAUUUUAAUAUUAGUUUAGGGCAAGAUUAGAGUUAUUUUAACUGAUUCAUUGUUUUAAGGUACUAGUUGAUUGUUGCAUUGUUCAAAUGUGAGCAUUUGUUAUAAUAAGGCAUUAACCUCUAUGAGGAUUUCGGUUUAAAUUGAGGGUUGUGCAAGGAGAGAGAGGAACUAGAUUAUGGUACAUAAUGCAGACAUUGUUUUAAGGCAUAGGACCUGGUUUAAUUCCCUUAAGUUGCAUUUAAAAUUUGAAACAAUAAAAUUGGAAUAUUUGAAUACCUCCAUACAUCCAAAAGUUAGUAAAGGAAUGUCUGUGUUCUUUUAUUAGCACAGUAUUUCCUAAUGCUAAUCCUUAUGGAGACAAAUAAAGGAUGAAUACCUGCUUCAUUGUUAACUAGCUUGCAACUAAAUCCAUAACUAUUCUGGGUCACUCCAGGAGUGACUAAAUACAGGGAGCAUUGCAGAAUCAUGCAUUGACAUUAACCAUACUCUAUGUAAAUUUGUCUGUAAUGUUGAAAUAAAACAUUUUAAGUCACUAGAGACUGAA
Molecule: messenger RNA, 7284 nt
Organism: Pangasianodon hypophthalmus (striped catfish)
Lineage: Eukaryota; Metazoa; Chordata; Actinopteri; Siluriformes; Pangasiidae
Gene: heatr5a
Product: HEAT repeat containing 5a
Exons: 38
Coding region: 633-6722 (2029 amino acids)
Biological process (GO): endocytosis; intracellular protein localization; retrograde transport, endosome to Golgi
Cellular component (GO): Golgi apparatus; endocytic vesicle; membrane
Source: RefSeq, a predicted model, not a curated record